CCCUCCAUUUAAGGCCCUCGGAUGCAGACUAAUAGAUAAAAAGGACACGAUAGAACUAUGCAAAGGAGUUGAGGUCCGCGAUAAGCAGCUGUGUCGACUUCGUCAAGAUUUUUGCUUCUACAAACAAUUAAUAGAAGAGAUAAAAUGGCAGUUAGAGUGUCCAGUCUGUUAUGAUAUUAUGGAGAAACCCCAGACGCAUGUUCUUCCUUUGACGCGCGCCAGUUUUGGGAUAUUAGCCGAGACAUUCACACUUGCCAAGCUAUCUGAUAUUGUUAGGGCAUUCAAUCUGCGGUAUCGAGAUAAUAUUGAGCAAAACGUGAUGGAAAUUGAGCAAUGA
Messenger RNA from Acaulospora colombiana, 337 nucleotides. The record is from the annotation of a GenBank genome assembly. Lineage: Eukaryota; Fungi; Glomeromycota; Glomeromycetes; Diversisporales; Acaulosporaceae.